Panicum virgatum (switchgrass) is the source of this 1794-nucleotide messenger RNA. Its product is annotated as probable trehalose-phosphate phosphatase 6. Lineage: Eukaryota; Viridiplantae; Streptophyta; Magnoliopsida; Poales; Poaceae. The coding region runs from base 165 to 1247 and encodes 360 amino acids. The record is from RefSeq and is a predicted model, not a curated record. The transcript is spliced from 7 exons. Gene Ontology annotation, molecular function: trehalose-phosphatase activity. Gene Ontology annotation, biological process: trehalose biosynthetic process.
GUCCUCUGCACACACCCCCUCCCUCCUCGCCAUCCUCCCACCUCCGCUCUCCCAGUCUCCGGCCGCGUUCCAGCACCAGCGCUGAAGCCGCUAGCUAGCCGUUGCUCGGCUCCCCCGACACCACCAAGGCUUUCCCUUCGAUCGAUCGACCAGCAACUAGCCGGAUGACGAAGCAGGGCGUGGUGGUGCCGGCGCCCGCGGAGGCGGCCGUCGCGGUGCCGCCCAGCUCGGCGCCGCUCCUCCCGUACCCGCCGCCGCGGGCCGCCAUGCGCAAGAAGUGCCUGCAGAUGGGACCUGGCGUCGGCGGCUGGGUCGAGUCCAUGCGCGCCUCCUCGCCCACGCACGCCAGGGCCGCCGCCGCGCUCGCCGCCGGCGCCGACGAGGACCGCCGCGCCGCCUGGAUGGUGGAGCACCCGUCGGCGCUGAGCAAGUUCGACCAGGUGGUGGCGGCGUCCAAGGGCAAGCAGAUCGUCGUCUUCCUCGACUACGACGGCACGCUCUCGCCCAUCGUCGACGACCCCGACGCCGCCUACAUGUCCGACACGAUGCGGCGGGCGGUGCGCAGCGUCGCCAAGCACUUCCCCACGGCGAUCGUCAGCGGCCGGUGCCGCGACAAGGUGUUCGAGUUCGUGAAGCUGGCGGAGCUCUACUACGCCGGCAGCCACGGCAUGGACAUCAAGGGCCCCGCCAAAGGUUCCCGGCACACCAGGGCCGCCAAGGGCGUCCUCUUCCAGCCGGCCAGCCAGUUCCUGCCCAUGAUCGAGCAGGUGCACGAGUCUCUGGUGGAGAAGACCAGGAGCAUCCCUGGAGCCAAGGUGGAGAACAACAAGUUCUGCGUCUCUGUCCACUUCAGAUGCGUCGAUGAGAAGAGCUGGAGCGCGUUGGCGGAGACGGUGAAGUCGGUGCUCAAGGAGUACCCGAAGCUGAAGCUGACGCAGGGGCGGAUGGUGUUCGAGGUGCGGCCCAUCAUCAAGUGGGACAAGGGCAAGGCCCUCGAGUUCCUGCUCGAGUCGCUGGGCUUCGCCGACUGCGCCGACGUGCUCCCCGUCUACAUCGGCGACGACCGCACCGACGAGGACGCCUUCAAGGUGCUCCGCCGCCGCGGCCAGGGCGUCGGCAUCCUCGUCUCCAAGCACCCCAAGGACACCUCCGCGUCCUACUCGCUGCAGGAGCCCGCCGAGGUGAUGGAGUUCCUGCUGCGGCUCGUCGAGUGGGAGCGCCUCUCCAAGGCCCGCCCCAAGUGGUGACCGGCCGGCCGCCGCCGCCGCUGCCGCCGGUCGCGAGGAGAUCGAUUACCAGACGGAUUAGCAGUAUAUAUAUUAUAUGUAUCAUAUAUAUUAUCUUUACAUCUUCGAUCAUCAGGGGGGGUUAAAUUAGAAGGGAGCGCGUAUCCUGGCGUGUCAGCGGCGCGCCGCUCAGCUCCCCGCGUGUGGUGUCGUACGUUAACCCUGCCGAGCUCACCGCGCCAUGUGCGUCCGCGACGGGGGGCCCUCCCCCUUCUUUUUACGGGGGAGGGCGCGCCCUGGGGUUGCCGGGGGGUAGAAGAAGGCCUCGGAAGCUUGAGCUUUCCGGAGCCCCCUGGCUUGCUAGAGACGAUGCCAUCUGGCUGCUGCGCAGCAAGGCAAAAAAAAAAAGAACAAAAAAAAACAAGAAGAAGAAGAACGUGUUGCUGCUUUAGUUUGUGUAAUUAGUGCUGCUAUUAUUACUGUGGCCGCCUGAAUUCUGAUUGUGUAAAAGAUGUAUGAAAUGGAGAUCCAGCUACGGGAAUAUAUAUAUACUAGAAACAAAUCUCAA